Molecule: messenger RNA, 1074 nt
Organism: Epinephelus moara (kelp grouper)
Lineage: Eukaryota; Metazoa; Chordata; Actinopteri; Perciformes; Serranidae
Gene: nudt6
Product: nudix (nucleoside diphosphate linked moiety X)-type motif 6
Exons: 5
Coding region: 119-1072 (317 amino acids)
Molecular function (GO): NADH pyrophosphatase activity; NAD binding; ADP-ribose diphosphatase activity
Source: RefSeq, a predicted model, not a curated record
AUUACGGUAUUUAUGCAACUUCCAGGGCGGACGUUUACGUAACCGUACUGUACGGAAAGCACAUGCCGGUUGAAGAUUGAACAAACCUUUGAACGGUUGUUUAUAUCAGCGUAGUAACAUGGCAGCUUGUGCCGUUGCUUCCAGGCUCUUGCCGUUAGUGAGAGGAACGAUCUGCUGCAGAGCGUCUCGCCCCGCGCGCCCAGCUGUCCGUGCGGUCUCGUGCACAGCAGCUCGGUCUCAGCUCCACAGAGUGGACGGGUCCAGUGGUGGUCUACCGGGUAAAGUGGACCGAUUCGGUGGAGUGACAGUGAACCUGGCUGAGGUCGGUUUACCGGUGGACAUCACUGAGAGCUCCUUCAGCAGGUUACUGCAGGAUUCUUUGGCCCAGUGGAAAGCAGAGGGCAAAGCUGCAGUGUGGCUUCGGGUGCCCAUCUCACUGAGUCGAUGUGCCGCCGCUGCCUCCACUCACGGCUUCACCUUCCAUCACGCCAAACAUGACCACGCUGUGUUGGCCCUCUGGUUGGGAGAAGGGGAAAGCAGGCUGCCCGGGUUUGCAACUCACCAAAUUGGAGUGGCAGGUGCAGUUGUUGAUGAAUCCAAUGGAAAAGUUCUUGUGGUCCAAGACAGGAACAAGACAAAGAAUGCUUGGAAGUUCCCCGGUGGCUUGUCUGAUCCAGGAGAAAAUAUUGGUGCCACUGCCGUCCGUGAAGUCUUUGAGGAAACUGGCGUUCACUCUGAGUUCAGAUCUCUGCUCAGCAUCCGGCAGCAGCACAACCAUCCGGGCGCUUUCGGCAUGUCGGACAUGUACAUCAUCUGCCGACUCAGCCCUCUCAGCUACGACAUCAACUUCUGCACUCAGGAGUGUCUGCGCUGCGAGUGGCUGGACCUUGCCGAGCUGGCCAAGACUAACCACACUACGCCCAUCACCUCUCGCGUAGCUCGGCUUCUGCUUUACGGCGUGGAGCAGGGCUUCGACAAGAUCGACCUCACCAUGGAGGAGCUUCCUGCUGUCUACUCUGGCAUGUUUUACCAGCUGUACCACAGGCAGCUUCCUCCGACACAAAAGUCCUAGCA